GCAUGUGUGCACAUUGUCCAGGCAGUAUAUCUAAAAUGGGUGGGUCGGUUUCUCAUCCAUUUAAUCAACAACAACAAGCCCUUUAAUUACAAGCAGUAGGAGCAUCCUCUUUCCAGUCAAUUGUGUGAUUUUGAUAACUUGGACAUCUAACAUUGGCUGUGAUCUUCUCCCGCAGUAAAAUGGUGUUGCUGUUGAAGCCGUACAUCAGUGUCCUUCUGUUACUUCAGUUCAGAGAGCAACUAUUGGCUCAAAACAUUGAACCUAAAGGAGAGAAGGGAGAUCGAGGACUGCAGGGACCACCAGGUAAUGCAGGACCGCCUGGACCACGUGGAUUUAAAGGAGACCGAGGAGACCCAGGUGACCCAGGCUUAACUGGCCCAAAAGGCGACCAGGGACAACCAGGCCCAAAAGGCGACCAGGGACAACCAGGCCCACCUGGCUUCGAUGGCUCACCUGGCAUAACUGGUAUGAUUGGACCACGUGGCAUACCUUGCAUUACUGGCUCAUCUGGCCUAAAAGGUGAACGGGGACCAGCUGGCUUUACUGGCUCACCUGGCCUGAAAGGUGAACGGGGACCACCUGGCUAUACUGGCUCACCUGGCCUAACAGGUAUGCCGGGACCAGUUGGCUUACAUGGCCUAAAAGGUGAACAGGGACAACGUGGCCCACCUGGCAAGCCUGGCGCAUAUUGGCAACAAGGGCAUCUUGGAGGUGACAUAACAUCUCUAAAAUCUGAGAUCCAGCAUCUAAACGCCAAGAUUGCCAUGAUAGAGAAAUUUGCAAGUUUUGAUGCAUUCAGAAAGAUUGGACAGAAAUACUUUGUUUAUGAUGGCCUUGUAGAAAGUUUUGAUAAUGGGAUUAAAUGGUGCAAGGAAAAUGGUGGAACAAUUGCUUUGCCAAGAAAUGCUGAUGAAAACCGAGCGUUGUUAAGAUUAUCGGUAGCCAGUGGAUUAAGUGGUCAUAAGCCAUAUGUUAGAGUCACAGACAGAGAUAAAGAAGGACAGUUUGUAGACAUUGAUGGAAAACCCUUGACUUUCACCAAUUGGGAUUCAGGUCAACCUGAUGAUUAUAGGGGAGCACAAGACUGUGGUGCUCUCACAGUGGAUUCAGGUUUUUGGGAUGAUGUUGGUUGUAACCAAAAUGAUCCACAUCAUAUCAUAUGUGAAAUAGAAAUCAAAUAAUGCUUCUUUAAGAUACUGUAUAAGUAACUAUACAAAUCUGCAGUAUUAAUACACUAUUAGAAAUAUGUGUAAUAUUCACACAAAUGUAUUCAUCUUACCGUCAAAUAUAUAUUUACUGUAAAAUAACAUUACAGUUAAAUAUGCACAAACAAGUAACAUCGCCAUUAUUUGUUAUGUCAUUGUAUUAUCAGUUUUAUUAAAUUAAUGUUUUGUUUGUGAGAUCUUUUAUAAUAGUCAAAAUAAAAGACUCUUCAAGCCAGCUUCACAUUUCAU
This is a messenger RNA of Paramisgurnus dabryanus, 1454 nucleotides long. RefSeq lists its product as uncharacterized. Gene Ontology annotation, biological process: extracellular matrix organization. NCBI's taxonomy places the organism in Eukaryota, Metazoa, Chordata, Actinopteri, Cypriniformes, Cobitidae. Gene Ontology annotation, molecular function: extracellular matrix structural constituent conferring tensile strength. The record is from RefSeq and is a predicted model, not a curated record.